Rana temporaria (common frog) is the source of this 2802-nucleotide messenger RNA. RefSeq names its product talin rod domain containing 1 (gene TLNRD1). The record is from RefSeq and is a predicted model, not a curated record. Lineage: Eukaryota; Metazoa; Chordata; Amphibia; Anura; Ranidae. The coding region runs from base 250 to 1326 and encodes 358 amino acids. Gene Ontology annotation, molecular function: actin binding. The transcript has a single exon.
UACCGCCAUUCGCCCUCUAGAUGUCGCUGCCUCCGCCUCUUGGUUGUCGGAGGGAUGACGUCACAGGGCGGCGCCGUCCCACGUUCCUUAUCCGGGCCGGGAAGAGACAGCUGGUGUUGGGCGGGUCUCCGUCCUUUCCGCUUCUUUCUCCGGUCACCCCGAGGAGCCAUGAGGCCGGUCGAGGCGUGAAGAGCCAGUCGGGGAUGAUGCGGCGAUCCCGCAGAGUAAUGAGCGGCUGCCCCCGGCGGGAUGGCUAGCGGUGGCGGCGGCUCCGGUUCCGCCCGGUCCUCGGUGCCCUCCGGAGCGGGCGGCUCCCAGCCCCGCAAGAAGCUGCUGAGCAUCUGCGACCAGUGCAAGGCCAAGAUGCAGCUGGUGGCCGAUCUGCUGCUGCUGUCCAGCGAGCCCCGGCCCGUCCACCCCCCGGAGAGCUCCGGUACUCAGCUGGGAGAGGCCUUUGAGAAGUGCCGGGACACGGUGAUCGCCAGAACCAAGGGUCUGUCCAUCCUGACCCAUGAUGUGCAAAGCCAGCUGAACAUGGGCCGCUUCGCUGAGGUGGGGGACAGCCUGCAAGAGAUGGGGGACCUGGUGGUGUCGCUGGUGGAACUGUCUGCCCACGCCGCGUACCUGGCGGCGGUAGAGGUGCCCGGCUCCCACGCCGCCCUUCCCGGCCUGGUGGACCGCUACCGGGUGACCCGUUGCCGUCACGAGGUGGAACAGAGCUGCGCCCUGCUCAGGACGGUGACCCUCCAGGACCUGACCCCUCAACUCCUCCUGGAGAUCUCCCAGAACGUCUCCAAGAACCUCAAGAUCCUGACCGACGCCAGCGUGGUCGCCAGCGAGAAGUCCCGGGACAAGUUCGCCAAGGAGCAGUUCAAGCUGGGAGUCAAGUGCAUGAGCACCAGCGCCACCGCCCUCCUCGCCUGCGUCAAGGAAGUCAAGACCGCCCCCAGCGAACUCUCCAGGAACCGCUGCGUGCUGUUCGGCGGGCCCCUGGUGCAGGCGGUCCACGCCUUGGUCGGCUUCGCCACCGAGCCCCAGUUCCUGGGCAAAGCUGCCACGCUCAACCAAGAGGGCAAGGCCGUGCAGACCGCCAUCCUGGGGGGCGCCAUGAGCGUGGUAUCCGCCUGCGUCCUCCUGACUCAGUGCCUCAGGGAUAUAGCCCAGCAUUCUGACGGCAGCAGCAAGAUGACGGACUACAAGGACCGCUUGAGGAGCUCGGCCUGCGCCGUCUCCGACGGCUGCAACUUGUUAUCUCAGGCCCUAAGAGAGAGGUCGUCUCCGAGGACUCUGCCGCCAGUGCACUCCAAUUCUGUGAAGUCCCCCUGAAUGGGGGGGGGGGAAACGCCCUCCCUUCAUCUUACCAAAGAAUGUUGGUUCACACGCAAAAAGCCCGUAAUAUAUGAAGGUGGCCGAGUGUCCUCGGACCUGGAGGUGCCCAUGGAGCGUUGCAUUUCUUCAUGGUGGAGGUUAGGGAUGAGCUCAGGUGUGUUCUGAUCCUAGUCCAAUCCCACCAGGAAGCUGUCGCUGUACUGGGCCAAUCCUGAGCAGUUGAGGCAUUUCUUGCCCUGCAGCUUAUGAAUUGCCUAGCACAGGUGAUCACUCGGGUGGGCCUAGACUAGGAUCCUUACACACCCUGGUGGACAUGAACUUGGGCGUUCUUCAAACUCUUUUCUAACCCGAGCGCCGACUUUUUUGCACUCCCGUGAGCUGUAGCUGUAGAUUUCAUUCCUCACCCACAAGUCCUGGCAGCUAACCCGGCUCACAGCUUAUUGGGAGUCCAAAAAAAGCUGGCCUCCCUUUUUAGCCUUGGUUCACACUGUCACAUUGCAUGUGAUUUGCACAGGAAUCGCAUUGCAUUCCUGUGCAAAUCACAUGUUAUUCUGUUCAGUGUAAGUUGAGCCCAUUCGUUUAAAUGGCUAAAUUCACACUGCAUUUGUAUGAAUUUUUUUUUUUUUUUGCACUGGAUCACAUGGGUGUUCAUACCCAUGCAAUCUAGUUCAAGCAAAUGCACUGCGUUUUGCGAGAGCUUUUGGGAUGACAACUUUUCAUUGACGCCCACAGGAGAUCGCUUGCAGUGCAAGAAAAAAAGCUGCAUUUCAUGCAUCACAUUAGUGUAACUUGGGGCUUACGGAUUAGGUUGGGCGAUGCCCAAGUUCACAUCUACCAGGGCGUGUUGGGAUCCUAGUCCAAACAGACCUCUGUGAUCCCUCAGCUGCUUAUGAUUGGCCCAUUACAGGUGACCGCUUAAUAGAGGGAUCGCUCAGGUGCGUUUGGACUAGUAUCUGAAAGUGCCCUGAUAGAGAGGAGAACUUGGGCAUCCUCCAUAUUCCUCUCUACUGCUUUUUUUUUUUUUUUUUUUUUCUCCAAUGGGCUGUGUGAUUUAUUGCCCCGCAAUGUCUGGGUGCUGUCCCGGCAGGCAGCUUGUUGGAGUUGCAAAAAAGCUGGCGUUCGGGUUAGAGAUUGGUUCAGAGGACGCCCAAGCUCAUAUCUAUUGGGAUGCUGUCAUGAGAUUGGAGAACUUGUCAAAGUGAAUUCACUUGUGCCUAUGUUGGUAUGAUGAGGGUGGUGGGGUGCAGAACAAAUUGUUCCAAUGCAGAUGUGUAGACCUGCACAUAAAUCACAAGUGUGUGUCCUUUCCAUCCCGCAGCUCAGUGGUUUAAUGUUUUAAUGUGGAAUUCCAGGAAAGGGAAAAAUGCUCCCUUGCAGAGGGACUUCCCCUGCACUUCAAGGGUUAAAUGCUUGUGUAGGGUACUGGGAGAAGCAAUUUUACUUACCCGAUCCUCUGCUCCCUCCUGGUUGUAA